GGGCCAGGAACUCAGGGGGGUGAGGCCGGACGGAGGUGACACUGGAGCCAUGAGCUGCCUCAUCCGUCCCUGCAGCACCCGGGACCUCAAGAAGGUCAUGAGACUCGUAUGGGAAAUCGCGGGGAUCUACAAGGUGCCCCCAGGGGAAGUGAAGACCAGCGAGGAGGCAUUGACCCAGGCUGGGUUUGGGGACCCGCCGCUGUUUGAGUGCUUCGUGGCCCAGUUGCCCCCAGGGCAGACAACACCUGAGGGUCACUCCAUCGUGGGCUAUGUGCUGUCCAGCUACACGUACAGCACCUGGCGUGGCCGGAGCCUCUACAUAGAUAACCUUUACGUGCAGCCACCCUACCGAGACCCAAAGGACCCAGGCAUCUGGGCUCCGGUGCCCCACUUUUACCCCCCACCCCCAAAGGACCCAGGCAUCUGGGCCCUGGUACCCCGCUCUCACCCCCACCCCGAAAGGACCCACCAGGCGGCAGUGGCACAGGGAUGCUUCCAGCUGCGGAUGCAUGUGGCCAAUGACAAGCCGGAGUCCGAGGCCUUCCUGGCACGGCGCGGGGGUCGCGACCUCACCCGCCACCACGCUUGGGCCCUGGGCCGCUUUCCCCCUGCUGCCCUGGCCCGCCUGGCCGCCGGGACCCAGGUGUUUGGGGGCCGCAGGGGGUAGGAGCCAGGCUGGGGGGGGGCAUCAGGGAACCCAGGUGUCCAGGCUCCUGGACCCUCCUGCUCCCAUCCCCAGAGGACCCAGGUGUCCAGGCUCACAGCACCCCCUGCUUAUCCUCCCCAGUGCCCCUUUGUCUCCCGGAGAACUCAGGUGUGCGGGUGGCCCCCCUACCCCCCCAACAAAGACUCCUGCCUCUGGGAUCCAGUGUCUGUG
Molecule: messenger RNA, 877 nt
Organism: Alligator sinensis (Chinese alligator)
Lineage: Eukaryota; Metazoa; Chordata; Crocodylia; Alligatoridae
Product: diamine acetyltransferase 2-like
Exons: 6
Coding region: 50-667 (205 amino acids)
Molecular function (GO): N-acetyltransferase activity
Source: RefSeq, a predicted model, not a curated record